UGAGUGGCGGCUGGCUCUCUCAGAUCGCUCUCGCUUGACUACCAUUGCUGCACGCAUUGUUGAAGUGAAAGGAAAGUGGACAGCUUGAUCCUGGUGUGGGAUGCGUCGGCAGAGACAGUGGGAGAGAGAUCGGGUUUUGAUGUGAAGCACAAUAAAGCAGAAAGACUGGCAAGAAGACACAGAUCCAACUGUGGUGGUUUGGACCACAACAGAAGAGAGGGUGUCCGCCCCGGCCGCACCAGGGGACAAGAAGAAGAAGAAGAAUAAGGAGGUACCACAUUAAAAGGAAGCCGUGAGCUGCAUUUGUAGCGUGGGUGGGCAGGUGAGGGCUGAGCUGUGGUGACAGCUUUGGGCCGUGUGCCGAAUUCUGGUACAGAAGAGGAAGAGGAAGAGGAGGAGUGGACGUAGGAGGAGGAGGAGGAAGAGGAAGAGGAGGAGGAGGAGAGGGAGUAGUGGGCCUGGGCGUGAGGCCCAAACACAAGCAGGAUGGGAGAGAAGAAAGUUAGUCUCCCUGCUAAGCUGAUUAAUGGGGGCGUGGCAGGCCUGGUUGGUGUGACAUGUGUAUUUCCUAUUGACCUGGCCAAGACCCGCCUACAGAACCAGCAGGGCAUCCAAGUCUACAAAGGAAUGCUCGACUGUCUGGCAAAGACUGUCAAGUCCGAGGGCUAUUUCGGAUGCUACAGAGGUGCAGCAGUGAACCUCACGCUAGUCACACCAGAAAAAGCUAUCAAACUGGCCGCCAAUGACAUCUUCAGACAGAAGCUCUCUAAGGACGGACAUUUGCCCCUGUGGGGGGAGGUGCUGGCCGGGUGUGGGGCAGGGACCUGUCAGGUGGUGGUCACGACUCCCAUGGAGAUGCUCAAGAUCCAGCUGCAAGAUGCAGGAAGGCUGGCUGCACAGAGGCCCGUGCCGGCUCCAGCUCAAGCUGCUGCUCCAGGUCCGGCUCCAUCGCUGGUGGCCCCCCCACCGCAAGCCCGGUCGACCCCUCCGCCACGGACCUCGGCCACGGGCAUCACGGUGGAGCUGCUGAAGACUCGGGGCCUGGCUGGACUCUACAGAGGGGCGGGAGCCACCCUAAUGAGGGACGUUCCCUUCUCCAUGAUCUACUUCCCGCUGUUUGCCAACCUUAACGCGCUGGGCCGGGAGAGUGCAGGUGGCCAGGCGGCCGUGCAGGACCAGGCGCCGUUCUGGCAGUCCUUCCUGGCAGGAUGCUCCGCUGGUUCAGUGGCGGCUGUGGCGGUCACCCCUCUGGAUGUCAUAAAGACCCGUCUGCAGACCUUGCAAAAAGGUGAAGGAGAAGACACAUACAGAGGAAUCAUCGACUGCACGAGGCGCAUCAUGACGAGAGAGGGCCCAUCAGCAUUCCUGAAGGGUGCAACGUGUCGCGCUUUAGUCAUCGCUCCUCUUUUUGGCAUCGCGCAGGGCGUCUACUUUCUCGGUGUGGGGGAGACGGUGCUAGAGUUGUUGGGAUAGCAGUGCUCGGCGUUGCGGUUGUGUUGCUUCUGUACAGAUAAUAUGCUGCUUUAAUCUGCAGCGAACGAAUGACACAACCGAGCGAGCAGAGAAAACAGAGAGAGAGGAGGGAAAUACGGCAACGAUCCCCUAACCAAAGGAAGAGCAGUGGUCUACAUUAUGAAGAGGCUCUAUUUACUAAUAUGUGGACCAGCGGGUUCACACUAAUCAAGGUUCUGUAGGUUUGUACAUGCUGUCAACAGGGUUCUGUAGGAUAAACAAGGUCCUGUGUAUGUGUGUGACUAAUCUGAGGGCAUGCCUCUGUUUCACCUGAGAGAGAAUAUUCUGUCUGGUUGUUACUAAGAAAGAACUGUUGCAUGUUUUCUUUUUUCUUUUUUUUAAGGCUGCUAACUAAAAUGCCUACCAAUCUGACCAUUUCUUUGGUCUGUGCAUCAUCCUAUGGAAGUGACAAAUCCCCCUUUCAAUCCAAUAUUGCGUAAUGUUUGAUGUCAGAGUCUGAACUGACUUCAGAACCCAAUCGUUGGGACGUGAAUGUGCGACGUCCUUCUGCCUGCUCUGUUAUGCAUUCCUCCCACUCCGUCCUGGAGGUCAGAGUUGUAAUCUCGGACUCCUUCGCUGGACUGGGAGGCGCUGCCUUUCAGUGUCUAUGAGGUCAUUAGUUAAUCUGAUGGUAAUGCUUUAAUCCCUGCAUUAGCAUACAAUAUACCCUAACAUACAGCUCACUUCCUGCUUAGAGGCCACACAGGUCAGACCGCUGCAUCACUGUCUCAUAGACUCGGCUUCCACUUCUCUUUACAUGAAACCUGCGACGCACCUCGGCUGGUUUUACCGCUCAGUUUUAGUUACAGUUACAAAAGUGUUGCUUCAAACGAUGUACGCACAAUAACUAAAGGAAAUGCAAUUAAAGCCUUAUUAUCAUUGCUAAUAGUUUCUAAAGCAUCAAAACUGUAAGUCUUAAAUGGAUUCAGUGGAAUUGGUGGCGUUGAAGUAUUGUUUUGGUACUCGAGUCCAGUUUAGCGAAGACAAUUAUAACUGUUAGACCCGUGGAGGGAGUAUGGCACCUUGUUCUGCCAACUGUUUGCCAUUACUUAUACCCAUUGGGUAGCACUAAAAAGCUUUUUUUCUCUCUCUCUUUUUUUUUUUUUUUUUACAUUUUUAAUGCAGGACACACGUCGAUGUGGUUAGCAUACUUAGGCUACUACAUUUUCCUCAUCGUAGCGUGAACAUAGCCGGAGUAAACUGUUUGUUUACAAGCUGUAAAUAAAGAUAUCUCAUCCAUGCUGA
Messenger RNA from Stegastes partitus (bicolor damselfish), 2757 nucleotides. RefSeq names its product solute carrier family 25 member 18 (gene slc25a18). The transcript is spliced from 10 exons. Bases 487 to 1473 code for a protein of 328 amino acids. The record is from RefSeq and is a predicted model, not a curated record. Gene Ontology annotation, biological process: L-glutamate transmembrane transport; aspartate transmembrane transport; malate-aspartate shuttle. NCBI's taxonomy places the organism in Eukaryota, Metazoa, Chordata, Actinopteri, Pomacentridae. Gene Ontology annotation, molecular function: L-aspartate transmembrane transporter activity; L-glutamate transmembrane transporter activity.